Molecule: messenger RNA, 2384 nt
Organism: Pelobates fuscus (common spadefoot toad)
Lineage: Eukaryota; Metazoa; Chordata; Amphibia; Anura; Pelobatidae
Gene: TBX6
Product: T-box transcription factor 6
Exons: 8
Coding region: 252-1823 (523 amino acids)
Biological process (GO): positive regulation of DNA-templated transcription; regulation of transcription by RNA polymerase II; cell fate specification
Cellular component (GO): nucleus
Molecular function (GO): DNA-binding transcription factor activity, RNA polymerase II-specific; RNA polymerase II cis-regulatory region sequence-specific DNA binding
Source: RefSeq, a predicted model, not a curated record
GCAUUUCCUGACAACUGGACAAACGGAGUCUCAGUGCUGUCAUAAAGACCCUUAAUAAAGUUUAAUUCAGUCCUAAUGUGUGAAGUGACCUCCCCCAGCCCCACUCUCUCACCUAACAGGAGGGUCUCACAUCAAAAGGUGUAGGAUGGACUUUAAGGGUCACACAGUGUCUUCCUCUCAGAACUAAUCUGUGUCCUGAGCUGACAAGGUGUCCCCAGACCUCCUGCCCCCCAUGCUCUAAACUGUCCACCAUGUAUCACUCAGAUAUCUUCCAGCAAUAUGGGCCUUCCUAUGGAGUGAGACCCCCACGCAGCCUGCCACCCAACUACCCCACAGCCACGGGCCACCACGAGGCAUACAGGUACCCAGAACUGGAUGUUCCCGGCCAAAGGUAUGAUGGCCUAUUCUCAACACUGGAUCCUUCCCAAAGGAUUCUGGGAGCAGCUCCCCUCACGCCUCUCUCCUUGCCCCCCGGACCAACCUUGGGCUUUGGGCAACCACAUCCACCGUGUGAAGCCCCCCGUCUUCCGGGGAAUGUGAAGAUGACUCUGGAGAACAAGGAGCUGUGGAAGCAGUUUCAUGCGAUAGGAACAGAGAUGAUUAUAACCAAGUCUGGAAGGCGGAUGUUCCCGCAGUGUAAGAUCAGUGUGACCGGGCUGGAGCCGGAUGGGAAGUACCUCCUUCUCGCGGACAUUGUUCCGGUGGAUAAUUCUCGCUACAAGUGGCAGGAAGACCACUGGGAAGAGAGUGGGAGAGCAGAGCCGCGUCUACCGGAGAGGGUCUACAUCCACCCAGACUCACCGGCCCCUGGGUCCCACUGGAUGAAGCAGCCAAUAUCCUUCCACAAGAUCAAACUCACCAACAACACGCUUGACCAGAUGGGACAUAUUAUCCUGCAUUCCAUGCACCGUUACCAGCCACGAUUCCACAUCGUACGAGCUCAAGAUGUCUUCAGCCGGAGGUGGGGUGGGUGCUCCUCCUUCACCUUCCCAGAGACCCUGUUCCUGACCGUCACUGCCUAUCAGAACGAGAAGAUAACGCAACUUAAAAUCCAGACCAACCCUUUUGCCAAAGGAUUUCGGGAGGACGGGCUGAAGAAGAAGAGAGAUCGAAUCACGCGAGUGAAAAGGAAAGCGCCAAGCGCAGAUCAUGAGCAAGACUCGUUUCAGGCCGCAGAGUGCAAGCGCCCACUUUAUGGAGGACCGUGUGACUCUACACUGGGAGAAGAGCUGGAUAUUGGGGGGAAUCUCGCUAUCCCUCUCCCCAGUCCUGAUUGUGCUUUCCACCCCAUCACCCCCCCAACCCCAGCACCCCCAGCCAGUGAAGUCCCUGAUCCCUCUUCAAUCCCACCAAUGACAGCUAAUCAGGACCAAGGGACCAUCCUCGAGGUACCCCAGCAAAACACAGAGCCCUUCCUGGAGACGGGGGGACAGUCCUACCCGGAGCAGCCUGCGGACAGGGCGAGCAGCAUCUUCUCAUGCCCUCCUGAAUCGCCAGUUUCCCAGCUCCAGACUGUCUGCGUACCACGUUCGCUGCAUCGGUUCCCCCCCUCGUUCGCAGUCCCACUGGACUCCCCCCAACUCACUGACAGCCAAUCAGAUUUCAGGCUGUAUGGGCCGGACCGCCCCUGCGGAGCAGAAUUUGCACCCUCGGCAUGCGCGGUUGCACCGACUGGAAGAAGUGAGGAUGUAAGUGCCCGAGGUUACCACAUGAACUCUGAAAUUCGAUUUCCUCACUUCCUGGCCAACACGGGUCCAAAGUUGGGCCUGCAAUUUUCAGGUCCACAAUUACAGCGCCUAUAUACAGGGGGUGGCUGGAUGUAAGUGUUCUAUUCACACAGUGAAAAUAAUAGUGGGAGACGAUCAAGACCCCCAUUACCAGAAAAAUAUUGCAGAUUUCUGGUUGUAAAUAUGUUCGAUAAGUCUAUAAUAAGGAAUCUGCUCCCAAUCAGACAUAAAAAUAAAAAUCAAUCCCAAUCAGCUGUUUAAUGAAAGAACCUGUUUGUGGGAUAUUUCUUAUUUUUCUAUAUUCAUAAUACACUUGUGAUAAUCCUUAAAUAAUGGACACCCAGUUCAUGAAUAACUUGUACACUCAAUCCAGCCACGAAUAUACUCCAUCACAGGCCCCUCACCUUGGAAUUUAAUCUCAGAUUCUCCCAGGUUCGGCCUGCUGAGAGCUGCUGGGUUUGGAAUAGACCGCUGAGUUCCGUAGAGACCCUCGUGGGAGGGAUCAUUUAUAGGAGCUCUGCGGGGUUUGUACUCACACAUUGCUGAUUACGGCUGAGAUCCGGAGGGUUUAGGGAGUUGCUUUAGAAAUGAGUGAUGGGUGAAUAUCUGCAGAGAUUCCAAUACCUUGCUGCUGAGUUCACGAGAAUCAGCGACAGG